CGAGGUUAAAACGACGCGGGCUGUUCGAUAUGGACGUAACACCGCGUGAACUUGAAGAAAUAAUUGGUGCAACUUCACCUGACACCAUCAAAUAUGGAAAGCGGAAAGCUGAACAUAACCCUUUAAGCAAAAAGUCAAAACGCUUAAAAGCUGAAAAUUCGAUUUUAACUCCUGAAAAACUCAUCGAGACUCAAGCUUCAAAACGUGUCGUUGAAGAAUGUAAGCCUACAAAAAAUGGGUUUAAAAAUCACGACAUUCAUAAAGAAAUACAAAGUAUCUUAGAAUAUCGUAAUAAAUGUACGCUGAAAAUUCACGGACUCCCCGCAAAGACAACCAUAAAUGAAUUGGAAAAACUGGCUCCAGAAGCAAAAGCCUAUCGUUUACCAUGGAUAACUCGUCUUUACCGAUGUCAUGGAUUUGCGUUCUUAGAGUUCGAAUCAGAAGAACAAACCUUGAUGCAUAAGGAAAAGCUUCACAAAUCGCCUUAUGGUAAUAAAACUUUAUUCGCUAGUGUGGGGAAGUUCAUAUCAGAAUGUAUUGAUGACUAUGAUUGCAAAAUGCUUGUUCUUUAUGGAGUAAAUUAUAAUGUUAAAAAAGGUGAAAUAGCAAGAAAAUUUCCAUCUUCCACUAAUAUAUCUUUCGACAAAACCAGUCACUUAAAUGCUAGGCGUAAACCCGGCAUUGUCUACCUAACUUUUGCUUCAGAAGAAGAUGCUGUUAAUGCGAUUAAAUGUAGACAAGGCUGCUUAUUGAGAGGUAAAAAGAUAUCCAUUCUUUUCCAUACGAAACGACAAGAAACAAGCAAAAAUUGUCUUUUAGUUCGUGGUCUAAGCAAAAAGGUUACUGAAAAUGAUCUCCUGGUUGUUUUUCCUCAAGCAUCCACGGUUCACAUCAAUCAUUUUCGUGGUGAAGCUCAAAUUAUGUAUGAUUUAGAGGAGGAUUGUCUUUUGGAUCAAAAACAAGCAAAAGAUAUGUUAAUUGGUGGUCGAAAAAUUCAAGUUUUUCCAGUUUCUGUUGGUAAAAAGGAUAAGUCCUGUCCAGUGCCUAAAACUGAACAGUCUGGUAAUCCUAACUCAGAUGUUUCGUCAAGUAUUGUAAUAGACAAAUGUACUCUACCUUUAUGUGAAGAAACUAUUUUUAAAUUAUUUCCAAAAGCAAUUGAUUUCUGCAUAUCACCCCAAUCAGCUUCUGAAAAUGGUGUGGCAUGUGUUAAAUUCGCCACUUUAUCACACGCAAAACGAGCGAUCAAGUCAUUAGAUGGCAAUUCAAUGAGGGCUAGAAUAGCCAAUCCUAAACGAAUGAGACUUCUUGGCUUUUCUGAAAAAUUUACCAAGGAAACGAAGGAUGAAGGAAGUGUAUCUCUUUCUACUAGUAAAGCUGAGCAGACAAAAAGUGAUCACAAGUUCAAAAGAAAGGAUAAAAAACACCACAAAUCUAAAACUCAUUUUUUGAAUAAACAUGUAAUUUCCUAAAUUAAUAUAAUACUAAAACUUA
This is a messenger RNA of Schistosoma turkestanicum, 1494 nucleotides long. Lineage: Eukaryota; Metazoa; Platyhelminthes; Trematoda; Strigeidida; Schistosomatidae. The record is from the annotation of a GenBank genome assembly.